Molecule: messenger RNA, 4951 nt
Organism: Mycena citricolor
Lineage: Eukaryota; Fungi; Basidiomycota; Agaricomycetes; Agaricales; Mycenaceae
Source: the annotation of a GenBank genome assembly
CCAGCUGGUUAAAUGGCUAUGGGUAUUCGUGCCCCGGACAAUACUGUGAUUGCUUCCCCAAUGUGUCUACCUGAUCCCACAGUGACAAGUGGGGCCUCACGGGAUAUUGGGCUGCGAGUCACUGCAAUCUUCGUUAUUCUCGUUGGCUCGACAGCUGCAGCGUUGCUUCCCGUCUUUCUUGUGGCCCGUCAUCACAGAUCCUCAGCACCGCAAACACAGCUUCGCGUACUCUUUCUAUCAGCAAAGCACUUUGGUGCUGGGGUCAUUCUUGGGACGGCAUUCAUUCACCUCCUUGCUCCUGGAAUGCAGGCUCUGAGCAACGAUUGCUUGCCGGGCGGGUGGAAGGAGUAUCCAUACGCCAUGGGACUAUGUCUCUUAAGCAUCCUGUCCGUCUUUAUGGUCCAGGUGAUAGCCCUGCGCGUCGAGGCCAAGGCAAGAAUGGGGAUAGGGGCUCAGAUCAUUGGGCUGGCUAUUCUGGAAUGCGGAGCUGUCCUGCACAGCGUCUUGAUAGGCCUGACUCUCGCGGCUGCUCCAAAAUUCAAGACGCUGUUCGUAGUCUUGCUAUUGCAUCAAAUAUUUGAGGGUGUAGGAAUAGGCUCCCGCUUAGCAAGCGUAGAGUUCUCGGCGCAUCCAGUCUCGUUUCCUGUCAUAGGCGCCGUGGUUUUUGGGCUGAGCACGCCAGUGGGUGUGGCCAUUGGGCUCGCGACAGGCGCUAAAUCAGAGGAGCGGUCUUCCAACGCACUCAUCGUCUCCGGAGUCCUGGACUGUCUGAGCGCGGGUAUCUUGAUCUACACUGCGCUUGUGGAGCUUCUGGCUCGCGACCUUCUUGCGGACGAGACUUUACUCCGCGGCUCUUGGAAAGAACUUGCUCUCGUCUUAUUCUUGUUACUCAGUGGUUGUGGGGUGAUGGCUCUUUUGGGUAAAUGGGCGUAAAAACUGUACAAUGCGGCGAAUGAAGACUAAAUGAGACUGACUAAAAGUCCAUAUAUUCCCGACGGUUGCUGCCUCCCCACCCGGUUACAGUACUCGACCCAUAAGGAUCUUCAAUGGUGACCCCUGCAUGCGAUUCACCCUCUUUCAAUGAGAAUUCUCGCUUGAAUUUGGCUUCGAGCGACGAGAUGGUCGCAAUCAAUUUGGUGCAUGCAUUCUCCAUGACAGUCUGCGGUGUUACUGUUCCGUCUGUCUGGAUCUUGAUGAUGAAUUGCGGAGUCAACGGAUGCGCAACUUUGUAGCCGGCGAAGAGUACAGAUGGCUCAGAGAGUAGUUGGCUGAAGCAAGUGUUGGCAGGGCAACAAAAGAAUGGACGGAAACCAGAAAGCGUACGCUCGCAGCAUGUUCGCCAGCGUAUGAUCCUCCUUGAGAAUCGUGAAAGUUGCAGCGUUGGGAAUCUUGGUAUCCUCGGCGACAUCCAAUCUACAAACAUGGUGAGAAUUCCCGGACACUCAUAUCCUGCCCACCCACAAUUUCUCUCCGUCUUCCAGAACGUAGAGCUCGUAUCGAUUGAUAGCGUUCAUAGUCGAAAGAUCAAGCGCUAUGAUGGGAGUUAGCGCCGGACCAUCUGUACCAGGAGGUCGCAGAAAAGAUGAGCCAUCCGCCCUAUGGCUGUGGAGAUAGGGAUUCGAGAAAGUCUUUAACGACAGUCGGUACGCGACAUUGUCUCCUAGGCCUUGGAUAUGCGAACAGAGUAUUGCGUACCAAGCUGACAGAGGGCAAGUGCGGACACGUACACAAGACCAAAUAUCGACUACAUAACCCUUCCUUCUUCUCCAAUCCCGCUGCGCAGCUGCUGGGAAAUUACCAGUCUUUGGGAGCGACACCUUCAAACUUGAAAUGUCCACUACACCUACCAGGAAAGAGAACGUGCCGAUCAGAGACAGCGAAGGCCGUGGAGCAGAGCCGGCAGCCAAGAGAAGAAAGCUGGGUGCGGGAAGUUCAUUUUCGGGGUCACAGCCUUCCAAGUCAGCAUUCGUGGAGCUCUUGGAGAAGUAUGAGACAGGCGGGAAAAUGGGUGCGGCUACCAAAGAAGGAGGUGCAGACCUUUGGUCACGACCUACACUACGAGGCAUUGAAUCUAGGAAGGACUGCAUCGUCUUUCAGCAGAUCGAUAUAGAGGAGACCGACUCGUUCGGUGCUGUAUCUAUCAAUAUGUAUGGUGUGACUCAGGAGGGCAACAGUGUCCUAGCCCAUGUCACCAACUUUCUUCCCUACUUUUACGUCGGACAACCUCGCGGCUUCCGUCAAGAGGAUAUAGAGCCCUUUCGACAGCAUCUCAAUGGUCUGGUGGCCGGAGACCCUGUCGUUGAUGUUUGCCUCGUUUCCAAACGAAGCUUAUGGGGCUACCGUGGAGAUGACUGGGUUCCCUUCAUCAAGUUGACGGUCUCAAACCCCAAGAGUUUGCCCAAAGUUCGAGAUGAGAACGAGUGCCGCUACGAUUUCUUCCCCACGGAGAACCCAAUCGCUACCUUUGAGAGCAACAUUGCGUAUACUCUCCGGUUCAUGAUUGACACUAAGAUCGUCGGCAUGAACUGGGUCGAGAUUCCUGCCAACAAAUACACCAUUCUAUCGGGCAAGGAGAAACAAUCGCGUUGUCAGAUUGAGUUGAAUGUCAGAUAUGAUGCCCUGAUUUCGCAUUCCCCGGACGGAGAAUGGUCGAAGAUCGCUCCACUACGGAUUCUCAGUUUCGAUAUCGAGUGUGCCGGAAGAAAAGGAAUCUUUCCUGAAGCCGAAGAAGACCCUGUAAUACAGAUUGCGAAUAUGGUCACUCGCCAAGGCAUGUCAAUCCAUCCACAUCAUGUAUUGACUGAUCGAGAAACAGGGGAUCAGAAGCCCUUCAUUCGAAACGUGUUUACGCUCAACACUUGUGCGCACAUUGUCGGCUCUGACGUUCGCCACAAGACCGAGGUCAAAGACACGCACUUCUCUUCGAAGGCUUACGGACAACGAGACUCGAAAGAGACGCAACUUGAGGGCCGACUCCAGCUCGAUGUCCUGCAAUUCAUGCAGCGAGAGCACAAGCUCCGGAGCUAUACGCUCAAUUCGGUCUGCGCGCAAUUUCUGGGAGAACAGAAAGAGGACGUGCACCAUUCGGUCAUCACUGAGCUACAGAACGGCACGGCAGAAUCACGCCGACGACUUGCCGUGUACUGCUUGAAGGACGCGUACCUUCCGCAACGGUUGCUGGACAAGUUGAUGUGCUUCGUGAAUUAUGUGGAGAUGUCGCGAGUGACUGGUGUGCCGUUCAACUAUCUACUCUCUCGGGGGCAAUCGAUCAAGGUUCUGUCGCAACUCUUCCGACGAGCGAAUGACGAAGGAUAUGUUGUCCCUGCGCUCAAGGGCGAAGGAUCGGACGAGCAGUACGAGGGAGCCACCGUCAUCGAACCGAAGAAGGGCUACUACGACGCGCCCAUUGCCACACUGGAUUUCAGCUCGCUCUAUCCCUCCAUUAUGAUGGCACACAAUCUCUGCUACACGACGCUUUUGGAUCGUGGCACCAUCGACCGACUAGGUCUCGUCAAGGAUGUGGACUACAUUCUGACUCCGAACAAUGACGUGUUCGCCACUUCGAAGAGACGGAAAGGGCUGCUUCCUAUGGUGCUAGAAGACCUCAUCGCAGCUCGAAAGCGUGCCAAAGCCGAUUUGAAGAAGGAGACAGAUCCAUUCAAACGUGCGGUGCUCGAUGGUCGGCAGCUCGCUCUCAAGGCGAGCGCAACAGUAGGAAAAUUGCCCUGCCUGGAGAUAUCAUCCAGUGUGACUGCCUACGGGCGGCAAAUGAUCGAGAAGACCAAACAGGAAGUCGAGGCCGAGUACUGCAUAGCCAACGGCCAUUCUCACGACGCCGAGGUCAUCUAUGGAGACACGGACUCUGUGAUGGUCAAGUUUGGUCCAGCAGAGCUCGAGAGAGUGAUGGCCUUGGGUGCUGAGGCCGCUGAUCUUGUGACCGCCAAGUUCGUCAAGCCGAUCAAACUUGAGUUCGAAAAAGUGUAUUUCCCGUAUCUGCUCAUCAGCAAGAAGCGAUACGCGGGGCUGUAUUGGACGCGGCCUGAAAAGUACGACAAGAUGGAUACCAAAGGGAUCGAGACUGUUCGCCGAGACAACUGCCGGCUUGUUUCGACGGUCAUCGAGACAUGUCUGCACAAAAUGCUGAUCAAUCGCGAUGUCAAAGGGGCAGAAGAGUACACAAAGCAGGUCAUAUCCGAUCUCCUGCAGAACAAAAUCGACAUGUCACAGCUGGUGAUCACCAAAGCGCUAGCCAAGAGCGAUUAUGCUGCGAAACAGGCCCAUGUUGAGCUGGCUGAGCGGAUGAAGAAGCGUGAUGCGGGCUCUGCACCUGCCCUCGGCGAUCGUGUUGCUUAUGUGAUCAUCAAAGGCAUGAAGGGUGCUGCAGCCUACGAAAAGUCGGAGGAUCCGCUCUACGUUCUUGAGAACAAUGUCCCGAUAGACACCAAGUACUAUCUCGAGAACCAGCUCUCCAAACCGCUCAUGAGGAUCUUCGAGCCUAUCCUCGGCGAAAAGGCCAACUCAUUGCUCUCCGGGGACCAUACUCGCACGAUUCAGAUCGCCACACCGACCGUCGGCGGGUUGAUGAAAUUUGCGGUGAAAACGGUUACGUGCCUGGGAUGCAAAACACCCCUUCGGGCAAACAACAGUGUCAAGAAUGGCGCGCUUUGCAAAGACUGUCGACCCCGGAUGGGCGAGCUGUACCAGAAACAAAUCUCGACGACUUCGGCCCUGCAAGUGCGAUUCUCGCGGCUGUGGACCCAGUGCCAGAGAUGCCAGGGGUCUCUGCACCAGGAUGUUCUCUGCAGCAGUAAAGAUUGCCCCAUCUUCUACAUGAGGAAAAAGGCGCAGAAGGAUGUCGAGGACGCCAGUUCCGUUCUGGAGCGAUUCGAUUCAGAUGUGUGGUGAUAGUCGAUGUCCCAGUGUAUUCUAUUCUUAUGUGAUUGUGUUGUGC